AAUAGUGUUUAGACUUUAGACGUUUUCGACGGAUGACCAAAAAUCCCAAAUAAAUUAUUGGACAUAAAUUUGUAAACUGUAAAAUAUAUCUACUUGUCCGGUCUCGGUUAAAUUAAAUAUUUGAUACGGAAUAGAAAUGAACAUUGUAUAAAUCUGAGUGAAACUAUAAACAAUUAACUUAAAGAUCUUAUUAAAUUGGGACGUAAGCCAUUAGCGUUUAGCUACGUAUUGAAAAUGAAACGCACCUAUGAUUCCAUGAGUUCUUCAAUUGAAAUAAGUUCCUAUCGUGAUCAGCAUUUUAAGGGUUCUAGAAACGAACAAGAAAAAUUACUAAAAGCGUCGUCGACGCUAUAUAUAGGCAAUUUAUCAUUUUAUACAACUGAAGAACAAAUUUACGAAUUAUUCUCAAAAUGUGGUGACUUACGACGUGUCAUUAUGGGUUUAGACAAAUAUAAAAAGACACCUUGUGGUUUUUGUUUUGUUGAAUACUAUGCUAGACCAGAUUCUGAAAAUUGUAUGAGAUACAUAAAUGGAACUAGACUAGAUGAUAGAAUUAUCAGAUGCGAUUGGGAUGCAGGCUUUAUUGAAGGUAGACAAUAUGGAAGAGGAAAAACUGGUGGACAGGUCCGUGAUGAGUAUCGUACAGAUUAUGAUGGUGGACGCGGUGGCUAUGGAAAGAUAAUUGCCCAGAAAGUAACUCCAAAUACAUUAGAACGUUGAGUGAAAUUAUAGUAUAUGGAUGAAAGACUGUAUUUAUAAAAAACAAAUUCAAGUGAAUGUUUUUAGGAUUAAUAAAGUAUUUUUUAUAAAGCCAA
Molecule: messenger RNA, 815 nt
Organism: Pieris napi
Lineage: Eukaryota; Metazoa; Arthropoda; Insecta; Lepidoptera; Pieridae
Gene: Cbp20
Product: nuclear cap-binding protein subunit 2
Exons: 4
Coding region: 235-720 (161 amino acids)
Biological process (GO): mRNA cis splicing, via spliceosome
Cellular component (GO): nuclear cap binding complex
Molecular function (GO): RNA cap binding
Source: RefSeq, a predicted model, not a curated record